Molecule: messenger RNA, 885 nt
Organism: Choloepus didactylus (southern two-toed sloth)
Lineage: Eukaryota; Metazoa; Chordata; Mammalia; Pilosa; Megalonychidae
Gene: BCL7C
Product: BAF chromatin remodeling complex subunit BCL7C
Exons: 6
Coding region: 162-815 (217 amino acids)
Source: RefSeq, a predicted model, not a curated record
GCGGGGCGGGGACUCGCGGAGGCAUUGGGAGGGAGGGCGCGGCCAACUCCCGGAGGGACAGCAGGCCGAGGGAGCAGCGCUCCGGCCUGGCGCCGAGCCUGAGCCCGCCGGACGGGAGGCGGCUCCGCCGCGGGCCCGGCCCCGGCCCCAGCCCCGCCAGCAUGGCCGGCCGGACCGUGCGGGCCGAGACCCGGAGCCGGGCCAAGGAUGACAUCAAGAAGGUGAUGGCGACCAUCGAGAAGGUCCGGAGAUGGGAGAAGCGCUGGGUGACUGUGGGCGACACUUCCCUUCGUAUCUUCAAGUGGGUGCCAGUGGUGGACCCCCAGGAGGAGGAGCGACGCCGGGCAGGUGGCGGGACGGAGAGAUCCCGCGGCAGGGAGCGGAGGGGCAGGGGUGCCAGUCCUCGAGGGGGUGGCCCUCUCAUCCUGCUCGAUCUCAAUGAUGAGAACAGCAAUCAGAGUUUCCAUUCAGAAAGCUCCCUGCAAAAGGGCACGGAGCCAAGCCCUGGUGGCACCCCCCAGCCCAGCCGCCCAGCAUCGCCUGCUGGACCCCCGGAAGGGGUCCCUGAAGAGACUCAGCCCCCACGACUUGGCCAGGAGAGAGAUCCUGGGGGCAUAACCGCAGGUGGCACCGAUGAACCCCCGAUGCUGACCAAGGAGGAGCCUGUUCCAGAACUGCUGGAGGCUGAGGCCCCUGAAGCUUACCCCGUCUUUGAGCCAGUGCCACCUGUCCCCGAGGCAGCCCAGGGUGACACAGAGGACUCGGAGGGCGCCCCCCCACUCAAGCGCUUCUGCCCAAAUGCCCCUGACCCCUGAGAAGCCGGCCUGCCUGCCCUGCUGCCCCAGGGGCCCCCUUGGCUUUUUACAAAUAAAGACCCUUUUGUAA